This is a messenger RNA of Paramecium pentaurelia, 757 nucleotides long. NCBI's taxonomy places the organism in Eukaryota, Ciliophora, Oligohymenophorea, Peniculida, Parameciidae. The record is from the annotation of a GenBank genome assembly.
AUGGCAGAUUUUAAUCCUCAAGAAAGAGUCAAAAAAAUGGUUAAUGCUAUCAAGGCAGAGGUGAAUAUAUAAAUAAUGAAUUUAGGCUACAGAAAAGGCUGAAUAAAUUAAAGAUAUGGCUGCUCAAUAAUUCAGAAUUGAAAAAAAUAAGCUUCUUAAUUAAUAGAAAGAAAGAAUUAUAGAAGAGUAUAAAAAGAAAAUAGAAUCUUAUACAAUCGAGAAAAGAAUGUAAUACUAUUUUAAUAAUUAUAUUUAGUCAACGAUCUUCUAGAAUUAAUUAAUCAAGAUUGUCAAAGAUGCAAGCUCGUUUUGAAUUAAUUUAAAGACUUAAAGAAGAAGUUCGUUAGAAAAUGGCCAAAUUAAUAUAAGAUUAAAGUGUAUAUAGAGAAUUAUUGAAAAAUUUGAUUGUUUAAGGAAUGAUAAAAUUAUUGGAACCUCGUAUUGAAUUGACAUGUUUGGAAUAAGAUGUAUCAUUAGUAAGAUCAAUUUUGGGAGAAUGCCAAGAAGAAUUUCAAUAAAUCAUCAAAAAAGAGACUAUUAAAGACUUCAAAACAACUCUAAGCAUCAAUCAAAGCUAAUAUUUAACAGAGAAAAUGGGGAAACCAAUGUAUAAAUUAAAUUAAUAUUAGAUUGGGAGGAGUUGUACUUAGUUGUGCAAAUAGUAGAAUAGUAUGCUCAAAUACACUUGAUGAUAGAUUGGAACUUUCAUUGUAGGAGUUCUUGCCAGAUAUUAGAAAUGGUUUAUUUAGAAAAUGAU